UCUCUUCUGAGGAAACGAAACUGAUCAGAGUCUCUGUGUCGUCUGUCUGUGUGACAGUGAACAACCGUCCAAAUGGCUCAUCAGGGAGUUCUGCUGGACCAGGACCAGUUCUGUUGUUCUGUCUGUCUGGAUCUACUGAAGGAGCCGGUCACUAUUCCCUGUGGACACAGUUACUGUAGAAUCUGUAUUGAGGGCUGCUGGGAUCAGGAUGAUCUGAAAGGGGUCUUUAGCUGUCCUCAGUGCAGACAUACCUUCACUACAAGGCCUAUGCUGAUGAAAAAUAACAUGUUGGCUGAGCUGGUGGAGAAACUGAGGAAGACAGGACUCCAGGCUGCUCCCCCUCCUGCUCUGUGCUAUGCUGGACCUGGAGAUGUGGCGUGUGAUUUCUGCACUGGGACCAGAAAGCAGAAAGCCCUCAUGUCCUGUCUGGUGUGUCUGGCCUCUUACUGUGAGACUCACCUCCAACCUCACUAUGAAUUUCCUGGUUUCAAGAAGCACAAGCUGGUCAAAGCCACCGCACAACUACAGGAGAAGAUCUGCUCUCAUCAUGACAAACUGCUGGAGGUUUACUGUCGUACCGAUCAGCAGUGUAUCUGUUAUCAGUGUGUGAUGGAUGAACAUAAAGGCCAUGAUACAGUGUCAGCUGCAGCAGAGAGGACUGAGAAACAGAGGCAGCUGGGGAUGAGUCAGCAGAAGGUCCAGCAGAGAUUCCAGGAGAGAGAGAAGGAGCUGAAGGAGCUCCAACAGGCUGUGGAGUCUUUCAAGCGCUCUGCACAGUCAGCAGUGGAGGACAGUGAUCAGAUCUUUACUGAGCUGAUCCGCUCCAUUGAGAGAAGAAGCUCUGAGGUGAAGGAGCUGAUAAGAGCCCAAGAGAAGGCUCAAGUGAGUCAAGCUGAAGGACUCCUGGAUCAACUGAAGCAGGAGAUAGCUGAGCUGAGGAAGAGAAGCACUGAGCUGGAUCAGCUCUCACACACAGAGGAUCACAUCCAUUUCCUCCAGAGGUAUCAGUCUCUCUCCAGUAUCAGUGUAUCUUCAGACUUACCCAGCAUCGUUGUCCGUCCUCUUCAGUACUUUGGAGAUGUGAGUAAGACUGUGUCUGAACUGAGAGAGAAACUAGAAGACUUCCUUAAAGGAGAAUGGACCAAGAUCUCCACUACAGUGAAUAUAGUGGAUGUUGUACUGCCUCCAGAGCCCAAGACCAGAGAACAGUUGUUACAAUAUUCCUGUCAUCUCACACUGGACCCAAACACAGCAUACACAUACCUCUCUCUGUCUGAAGGGAACAGAAAGGUGACCUAUACAGGCCAAGUCCAACCAUAUCCUGUCCAUCCAGACAGAUUCACCAACUUGUGUCAGGUUCUGUGUAGAGAGGGUCUGUCUGGAUGCUGUUACUGGGAGGUGGAGUGGACUGGUGUUGUUGAUACAGCAGUCUCAUAUAAAGACAUCAGCAGAACAGGGAGAGGUAAUGAUAGUGGAUUUGGAUACAAUAACAAGUCCUGGAGUUUAAAGUGCAAUAGUGAUGAUUAUUGUUUCAGACACAAUAAUGUUGAGACUAAAGUAUCAGGCCCUACGUCCUCCAGAGUAGGAGUGUACCUGGAUCACAAGGCAGGUACUCUGUCCUUCUACAGUGUCUCUGACACAAUGACCCUCCUCCACAGAGUCCAGACCACAUUCACUCAGACCCUCCAUACUGGGUUUUAUCUCGAUGAUUAUAAUGAUACUGCUGAGCUGGUUAAACUGUAGUAGGGUCCACAUAGAUACUAGUCAUGCUGGUGUAGUCUAUAGCUGAGCUGGUUAAACUGUAGUAGGGUCCACAUAGAUACUAGUCAUGCUGGUGUAGUCUAUAGCUGAGCUGGUUAAACUGUAGUAGGGUCCACAUAGAUACUAGUCAUGCUGGUGUAGUCUAUAGCUGAGCUGGUUAAACUGUAGUAGGGUCCACAUAGAUACUAGUCAUGCUGGUGUAGUCUAUAGCUGAGCUGGUUAAACUGUAGUAGGGUCCACAUAGAUACUAGUCAUGCUGGUGUAGUCUAUAGCUGAGCUGGUUAAACUGUAGUAGGGUCCACAUAGAUACUAGUCAUGCUGGUGUAGUCUAUAGCUGAGCUGGUUAAACUGUAGUAGGGUCCACAUAGAUACUAGUCAUGCUGGUGUAGUCUAUAGCUGAGCUGGUUAAACUGUAAACUGAUUUGUAAUUAAUUAAAAUUCAAUACAAUGUUUUAAUCUUGUACAUUUCCAUGAAUCAUGAUGUCUGGUGUUGAUGUAUAUUGGUUGUCAUUCAGAACCAUUGAUAUGUUUUCUCAGUUGGUUCUCUGUCUCUAUGUAAUUCUCCUCAGUAUCAUUGAUCAGCUUGUUGGCUCGGUCCUAAUUGAUGUGUUCUCUGUCACCUGGAGCUGCAUGGAAAAUGGUCCAGGAACUAAAGGACAAUUCAGGACUAGUCAGCCCACUACAAGCUGGUAUCACUUACUUUCUACUAAACUAUAUGGUCUGGUUUCCCAGACACAGAUGAAUCCUAGUCCUGGACUAAACAGAAUGUUCAAUGUAGAUGUCCAGGAAACCGGCCCUAAAUGUGUCAUCUUUCAUCCUCCCAUACUGCUCAGUCCAGCAACAUUAAACCUGUCCAGCAGGUGGUGCUGUUGACCAAACAAUAAAACCAGCAGAUAUCUUGACUUGCCACUCAGUAUAUCAGUAAUGUUCAGAAUAGUACUUUAAUAUCAUUGGAGAUUGAUGGUCUUUUUAAUCCACUAUCCAGAGUCAGGAACAGAUGAAGUUAGGUCUGCUACUGUUCAGUGAUUAAAUAUGAUUUAUGGUGAUGGGAAAUAAUAAAAAACACUCAACU
Oncorhynchus mykiss (rainbow trout) is the source of this 2833-nucleotide messenger RNA. NCBI's taxonomy places the organism in Eukaryota, Metazoa, Chordata, Actinopteri, Salmoniformes, Salmonidae. The record is from RefSeq and is a predicted model, not a curated record.